Molecule: messenger RNA, 942 nt
Organism: Nicotiana attenuata
Lineage: Eukaryota; Viridiplantae; Streptophyta; Magnoliopsida; Solanales; Solanaceae
Product: cytochrome b5
Exons: 3
Coding region: 242-643 (133 amino acids)
Cellular component (GO): membrane; intracellular membrane-bounded organelle
Molecular function (GO): heme binding
Source: RefSeq, a predicted model, not a curated record
UUCAACUCGCUGAAUGCAAAUAUUCAGACCACAGUAGUACAUCAAAUCGUAUAAUUAGGGAUUUGGAUUAGUUCUACCCGACCCAAAAGAAACCCAUACCAAAACAUUACCCCUUUCACACGAAAACCACUGCCGCAAGACCAUAGUAUUCUGUAUUUCAGCCAUAUAGGGUUUAUUAGUAACUUGUUUGAGGGAAGAGAAAUUUGCAAGUAAAACGCCAUUAAAAGUUUAUUGAGAGAAAAUGCCAACACUAACGAAGCUAUUCACAAUGGAAGAAGCAUCGCAGCACAACACUAAGGAUGAUUGCUGGGUCGUCAUCGACGGCAAGGUAUAUGAUGUUUCAUCUUAUUUGGACGAACAUCCAGGGGGAGAUGAUGUUGUACUUUCUGCUACAGGAAAAGAUGCCACUGAUGAAUUCGAAGAUGCUGGACAUAGCAAGGAUGCGAGGGAACUGAUGGAGAAAUUCUUCAUUGGGGAGCUUGAUUCGACAUCCCCUCCCAUCCCAGAACUUGAGAUUGUCAAGAAGGCUGCCAAAAAUAUCCCUCAGAAGGUUAAGGAAAUUACUAAGCAAUAUUGGUUCGUUCCUAUAGCAGUUGUCGGCAUCUCUGUGGUGGUGGGCUUCUUAUACACACGCAAGAAGUAAAAUCAGUCUGAUAUUCCCUCUCGGAUGUUAGUACUGUUGUGAAACAUAGACUUGAAAAAGUAUUCAUCAUAUCUUUAGAGGAAGUAUUUUGGGACAUGAUUGCUGAAUGCACAUUUUUGUUACUGAAUGAGAUGGCGGGAAAUUGACAUUAUGUCCCAGAGCAAGUGAUGUAAAAUAGCCAUUUUAAUACACAGUGGCUGUCAUCAUAUUGAUUAGAGUUUACAUUUACUAUCCGUAUAACCUGUCUGAGGAUACAGAAUAAAGUGCAUCCAGCAAGGGCAUUUUAUCUUUUUUCUUUC